AACGCAUUAACGCCGGAACUUGUUUAGCAUCAUAUCGUGAUCACGAGCGUGUAGCUGGCCGUCGAUCAAACCUUUGUUUUCCCGGGAGUGAGGAGUGACUAGCGCUUUCACUCCCAAACAGUAAAGGGGCGAACCGAACAAGGUUGUCAUUUUCGUUUGUCAUCAAUCUAUGUUAGGACCUCUGACAUAUGAAAUGGUGAUACAGUCGAGCAAAUACGAAGUGGUGAACACAAUGCUGAGUUCAUUCGAGAGUCGCAUGUCGCUGGUGAUCCGACGGCUGACAGAUGCAGACUUGGGCGGCUAUCGAUGCAUUGCUAAGAACUCACUUGGCGAAGUCGAUGGCAGCAUACGUGUCUAUGGAAUAGCUCAACAACUUAUUAAAAAUACCAGCCCGUCGAGCCGAAACGAGGACUUUUCUUCACCAAUGGAGGGACCUGAUAACCAGUUUGGUUCAGCUGAGAGAAGUGAUGAUGAAGACGACCGCGAAUCGGUCACUGAAUAUUCAGAUAAAGUACAGAUAACGACUCACAAUUCCUCUCCCAAGAACAAAAGCUUCUAUUCAACGAAUAAUUUAGAAAAACAAAAUGUCAAUAAUAAAGUUCAGAAAGUCAACAAUUUAGAAGCGUUUAACAAUGCUUGCAAUUUGAAAUCGAUCACUUAUUAUUUAUUUUUAUUUAUUUUUUAUUUGUAAAGUAAGUACAUAUUGAAGUUAAAAUAUUGAAAUAUUUUUUCAAACUCUGCGUAGCUAAAACGUAUAUAAACGCUUUAAAAAUAAAGAAAAUAUGUAGUAGGUGAUAAAGUGAUUAUUUUUUAUUUUAUAUAAAUAACCACAUAAACCAGUUAAUUCUGUUAUUUAAAUAUUGUUUUGGAGACAGUUAAAGUUGCAAUUACAAAAUGUUAAUGCCAUAGCCUUAAAAUGACUUUGAAAAGCAAAGUAUAAAUUAGUUAUAAUAUAUAACAUAGAUAAACAAAUUGAAAAAAUGUAAUCAUAAUAUGAUGGUGAAUAAUUUAUGAAUUAAAUAUCAUUGUUAUUAAGAAAAGACAAACUGUAAAAGAACGUUAGCCGCAAUGCCUUGACAUACAUCGACACGUUCUGUUUUAGUAACAUAAUUUUAUCACUUCACCAAUAAAGUAAAAACUUUAAACAGAAUACUCUAAAAAUCUGAACAAAUAUUAUAACACUUCCACAAAAAUCUGUGAACCUAAUAAUAAUAUACCGAGUAAAAAGAGAAACUAUAGUAGUUAGUAAAUUGAGCAUGUUAUUAAAUUUACUCAAUAUUCGAAUAUGAUAUUUAACUAAAUGUAAUAAUAUUUAUAUUGAUGUUAAAUAUUAGCGUAAAUGUAAAUAUGUUUGAUACAUAAUACUGUGAUAUAAGUUUACUAUGUCAAUAAUGUUUUUUUUAUUUAGUAUAUUAAGUGAAAAUGUUGCCCGAACACCCUAAUAAUUAAUUAUUUACAAAUUAUUUAUUUCCUUGGUAAGUAAACCAAAAAUGUAAUAAAGGAUAAUAUUAAUAGUUAUAUAAAUUAUGUUUUGUAAAUAUAAUAGUAUUGCUACACGUUUAAACCAUUAUUAUUCGAAUGUUUAUAUACUUUAGCUAAAUUAACCAUGUCCUAUUGCUUUUCUUAGUGGAUAUAUUACCUACAAAUUAGUGUAAAUUGUAUUUGUGUUGUAUAUAUA
Zerene cesonia (dogface butterfly) is the source of this 1678-nucleotide messenger RNA. RefSeq lists its product as uncharacterized. The record is from RefSeq and is a predicted model, not a curated record. NCBI's taxonomy places the organism in Eukaryota, Metazoa, Arthropoda, Insecta, Lepidoptera, Pieridae. The transcript is spliced from 3 exons. The coding region runs from base 170 to 691 and encodes 173 amino acids.